GAGCCUGUGACUGGACCGGGUUUUGCGGGUAUACAGUGUAUUGGGAAAAAAGAGAGCUCUGUCCUGUUGUCCACAGAGCAGGCUGACUGUACCAGAGCCGCCUUUGCAGCCUCAGUUGAUCCGCUCUGGACUAAGGACAAACCCACAGCGAGAGUAAAGUUCACCGCCUCGUCUCGCUGGCUAUUGCUGCAUUCUCUGCGGUCUACCCAGGGCAGGGAGCCAGCCUCCGCUCACUUCGAGUUUCUUUGUUACUCGCACCGAUAUAAGUAUGAAUAAACCCCAGCGUUGGCUCGGCGUUUGUGUUAAGCUGUCGAGCCAGCAUUGAUCAUGUCGGUUCGGAUCGUGGCUCUGGGCAAUGAGAAAGCGGGCUUUGAGGACAGCCUGCAGCAGCCGGAUCUGAUCACCACCUAUUUCGGCAGACAUGCCAUUAUCCGGCACGUUGAAGAGAGGCGCUUGCUCAGCUUUGCCACCCACAUCACAUUUCCUGCCUUUGUCGAGUACCAGGCUUAUGUCUUCGGCAGAGUCCAAGUGCUGAUUCACGACUGUCCCAACUGGGAAUUAUUCGACAAUGACUGGUAUAGAUCACGGAAUGUGGUUGGGCUAGCAGACAUCAUUGUCCUAAAAUACUCCGUCAAUGACAAAACCUCAUUUCAAGAAGUGAAAGAUAAUUAUGUUCCGAUUAUUAAGCGGUUACUUAACCAAUGGACAGUUCCAGUCAUAGUUGCUGCAGUUGGUACAAGACAAAAUGAAGAAGGGCCGCCUUGCUCUUGCCCACUGUGUACAUCAGAUAAAGGGAGCUGUGUUCCUUUCUAUGAGGGAAUUGAACUGUCUAAAGAAAUUGGAGCAGCCUACUUGGAACUUCACAGUCUCAAUGACUUUUAUGUGGGGAAAUACUUUGGAGGAGUGUUGGAAUACUUUAUCAUACAGUGUUUAAAGCAGAAGUCUUCUCAAAAGAAAAAGAAAAGGAGUAGCAGACCCCACAUGAUACCACCGCCUAGACUGGGAGAACCAGUCAAGCUACCUUGUUUAAAGAUUGAGGAAUCCCGGUACCAUCGCGACUUGUUGAACCUAUACUACAGCUCUUUAUGCACAGAUGUGGUGUUCUUUUCCAAGGAUGGACAAGAGAUGGCAAGAGCUCACAGGGUUGUGCUGUGCAAUGCGAGCCAUGUCUUCAUGUUACUGUUUGGCUUGGAGAUUGUCAGUCACCCUGGUGAAUUACCUGGGAAGGUUGCUCAUAAUUUGUUUGCAAUAGACCAAGGGGACACUACAUUGAACUCCAGCCGAGCUUCACUUUAUAACAGCCAGCCAGUAAGGGUCAUCAUUUUAGACUCACUGCUGUGUGCCUGCUACUCAGAGGUGUUGAAGUUCAUUUACACAGGCACUAACUGUUGGGAGGAACUAAAAUCAGUUCUCUGGAAGAAGCUUAAAAAUCUCGAACAAGUGAAACAUGUGAUGGAAACAGUCAAACUGCUGUUCAAAUGCAAUGCUAAGACAUUUUGUUCCAGCGAUGUCAGCAAUCAAACAGCAAAAAGCAAAGGGCAGUCUCAAAGUUGUUGCUGUUCUUUAAGUCUUUUCUUUCAAAAUCCUGACUUGGCUGAUGUGACCUUUAAAGUACAAGGUGCAUCUAUCUAUGCUCAUAGAGCAGUAUUGGUAGCUCGCUGUGAGGUAAUGGCAGCAAUGUUUAGUGGAUACUAUGCUGAAACAACAGCAUGUCAGAUUCCUAUUCAAGGUGUUUCCAAAGAAACCUUUCUCUCUUUCUUGGAGUAUCUGUACACUGAUACCUGCUGCACAGCCAGCAUUCUGCAAGCCAUGGCUCUGUUAAUAUGUGCUGAAAUGUAUCAAAUACACAGACUGCAGCAGAUAUGCGAAUCAUACAUUGUCACACAGUUACAGAGCAUGCCCAGUAGACAACUUGUAUCGACCAACCUUAACAUUGUAAACUUAUAUAGCAAAGCCAAGUUCCACAAUGCGACAAGAUUGUCUACUUGGUUACUGCAUUUCAUUGCCAGCAACUACCUCAUCUUCAGCCAAAAGCUAGAGUUUCAAGACCUUUCUGAGGACGAGCAAGCAUUUGUAGAAAAUCAUAGGUGGCCUUCAAGUUCGUACUUGCAGGAGCUGACUGAGUACAGGCACCACAUUCACUCUGGGAGAUCUCGUUGUAUCCUCAUGUAA
Messenger RNA from Chiloscyllium plagiosum (whitespotted bambooshark), 2172 nucleotides. RefSeq names its product Rho related BTB domain containing 3 (gene rhobtb3). Gene Ontology annotation, molecular function: protein binding. The record is from RefSeq and is a predicted model, not a curated record. Lineage: Eukaryota; Metazoa; Chordata; Chondrichthyes; Orectolobiformes; Hemiscylliidae.